CAUGAGGAAUGGAACAUUGACAGAUAGAGAAAGGAAAGGAAUAAACAUGAAGAACCAUUCUUUUUGAUGUUUGCUGUAGAAGAUCGAGGCUGCAAUACAAUCCCGAGGUUAUCGCUAGUGUGAUCUUCUUUUCACCACACAGCUCCUCUGUUUACCGAUUCUUAUCCUGCUUUGUUUCUGCUGUUGAGAGGUACUUCAAUUCGGAGGCUGUGCAUCCUUAAAACCACGUCUCAUUUCAGCAAGGACAUGCACGAUUAUUAGAUACCUUAUGUUAGAAUGCGCAGUACUGUUGCUAAUCAUUUACGCAAAGUGUAAUACUUGGAAUACGAAUGCAGGUGUAGGUCUUCAGACUCAGUCCACGAAGGUCCUUAUUUUGGGUCAAACAACGUGGAAAAUGCAGUACCUGUGAAAUGAGAGACAGCCAGUAAGCAGCUUGCAAACCUAAACAUCUAUUUUGGCCAUGUAGUUUUCACAAUGGACUUUUGCCUGAUGCUGUCAACGUAACUUGCUACGCUAGCCAUGGAGUUUUCAUUACAUCAUCGUAGGGUUUAUCGCGAUGGUUCGUUAUCAAUAGCGGCUCUGAGUGAUUCCACCGCUGCCAUCGAAAUGAACGCUACAAACUAUACAACCGGGGACUACCUGGAAGACGGGUUUAUUAUGACCCUAUCAGGUAAGGUCUUGGUAGGAAUCGUUUGUGGGAUACUCCUAUUGGUUGUCCUAGUGGGAAACACCUUCGUGGUGGUUGCAGUUGCCAAGUUCAGGAGACUGAGGACUCCCGCGAACGCACUUCUCUUGAAUUUAGCCAUCGCGGACGUCACUGUUUCGGUAUUCGUUAUGACAUUCUCGACGAUGAGAUUACUAAGCGAUGGUCAUUGGUUAUUGGGGACGUUCAUGUGUAAGUUUUGGAUGUCAAUGGAUGUACUUUGCUGUACGGCAUCCAUACUAACUCUUUGUAUGAUUUCAUUAGACAAAUACUGGGCGAUUACACGACCUCUCUCAUACCAUAGUGACAUGUCAUGGCGGAGGACUGGUUACAUGGUAACCUUUGUUUGGGGUUGUUCUGGUAUCAUAUCUUUCGUGCCGAUCUUCACAGGCCUUUACGCCAAAGAUAGAUCGAAUAUCUCGACGGAUGACAUCUGCGGAGUAAACUUCUCUGUGAAUAGAUAUUACGCUGUCGUAUCGAGUAUGACAUCAUUUUACGUACCCCUCGCAGUAAUGAUAUUUACGUACUGUCACAUCUAUUUCAUCGCUCGAUCGCAAGCUAUCAGAAUCAAGGAAGAAAUGAGCAGGACAGAAUACUUGGGAAGAACAUCCCCUUCACAAUCUAUGAGGGCGUCAAUGCCAUGUGCUGGAACAGCUGAAAAUGGUGAUCAUCCUCCUGUCGAGCCAAACAGAAGGCGAUCGAGGUCUAUAACACGGGAAUACAAAGCUGUCCGAACCCUAGGACUGAUCAUGGGUUGUUUUAUUCUCUCCUGGUUACCGUUCUUUCUCAUGUACCUCAUAAUGAACUUCUGUACAACCUGUCAUCUCUCGUUCCACGCAGAGAACGCCAUCACCUGGCUUGGUUACGCCAACAGCCUCAUGAACCCACUCAUUUACAAUUUCCGGAAUCGCGACUUCCGUUACGCUUUCCGCGUCAUCGCGCAUAGGAUCCUCAAGGCCCUUACCUUCGGCUACCUGGACAACAAAAAAGGUGUGUACCCCAAGAAUGCGUCAUCGCACCACCGUUUUUCUACAUCGUCCAACGGUCAUCCGAACGGAAGCCCGCUUCUUUGCGCCAGCGGCAUCAAGUUGAACUCCGUGAAGCGCCAGUCGGAAGGCAGGAUUUCCUGUGGUGGAAAUGGCGUGAGAGAUGAGAUACCUUGCCAGAUUUUACCAGAGGAUGACAUUUUGAAUUGCUCCCCCAAUCGAGAAGACGAGGGUGAGAAAGCAACAUUGCGUGAAGAAGACGAAAGUGAUCACUCUUUAUAGAGUUAUUGCUGCAUAUAUAGCCGUGUGACUUUAUCCGAAUCAAACAGAACAAAUAAGUUAAAGGAAGUUAACAAACGGCGUAGAAAGUUAGUUUAAGUGGAAUUAAGAGUUUAAAAUGUUACCAGAAUCAGGCAAAGAAACAGGUAGUUACGAUGUAUUCAAUGUCAAGAUCAUCAAAAUAUGGGAUAUCUCGAAUGGCAAAGUGGUCGUAUAAAUUACAUGCGAAGUUAUCUAGUGAAAAUCAAUGUACUUCUACCCAAAAUACCCAAUAUUUUAAGUUUGAUCGAUUCUAAGGAUAAUUCAGACAUUGUUGUGAUGUAACAUGGAAAAUGAUGAUUUUGUAGUUACUUAGUAAAGUGGAAAAGGAAAUAUCUACAUGAUUAUAAUUAUGUACUCAGCAAAUGGGGGUGUUUUCCAUGUAUGAUAACAUAUAAUUAUGAACGAUCUAAACCUAUCAAAGUUCAUAACUUUGUUAUUGUUUCUCCGAAUUAUUUUAAAGCUUGUGCUAAACAUGCUAAUCUAUUUCUCUGCUUUUCCACUCAGGUCAAUUUUGUUACGAAGGGCCAAUGCCCUUUGGCAGCAAGUCAAGAGUGAUAAGCUACAUGUAAUUUGUGUGUUAGAUAAUUUGUUGAGGUAUUAUAAUGUAACCAAAUUAAAUUCAAAUUUCGUGACAGGUCGUUUCUGUAUUUAGAAACGAAGUCUUCAUCAAGAAUCUUGUCAUAAACAAAUAAAGAAGGAGAAAUGAUUUUACAAAAGUAUGUGCAUUACUGAUCUAUCAAUUUCAUGUACAUACCUUGAACUUCUCAUCUGGAAGGUUAAUAUUUUUUAUUCAUAAUGACUUCUUUUGAAAUGAUUACUUGAAAUAUUGAAAAAUAUAUAUAUAAUGGCAUUUUUAGUUGUUCGACGGUUUUCACUGCAAACUAUUUCCUAUUGCGUUUAUUCUAUUAUUUCAUGGUAAUCUUAUUUAUCAAGUUUUAGCACUUGUGAGAAAAAUUACUUGAAAAGGGUCCGUUAUCAUGAACAAUGUGUCCCCUCUCCGCUUUGUUUUGUAUUUGUUUUUACUUUUUGGGAUGAGGAACCAUGUAUAUUUAAUAUAGGAUACAUAUUAGACGAGGUAUGUUCGUGUAUCGUGUGCAAUUUUUACCUCGUGUUUAGGGAGACUGGCAUUUUAUAAGAGAAAUAAUGUGGACAAUUUACAAAAAAUAUAUAGUUAUAUUGAAGUAAAGCGUUACCUCAAAUACGAAGUGUUUGCUUUUAGGGUCGUCCUGUAGGGGUUCAUUCUAAAUAUUGAUUUCCUAAAAUUUCAUAUGUAGCUCCUUGCUGCCCUAUAGACAAAAAAGAGCAUAACAUCUGAAUCAUAUAUUGUUAAAUUACUUUAAUGUUCAAUUAUUGCAGAUUUUACUGGGUGUUAGAAUCAAAGUAAAAACGUUUGGUUCUGAAUCUCAAAGUCUUGCGUCGAUAUAUUUGAAAAUGAUGUUUUUACACUAAAACAUUUAGACUUGGAAAAACUUUGUAAUUGCGCGCGAACUGAACAAAUUUUCUUCUGUCAAAAUAAAACAUUCACAACAAAUUCAAUGGCAUACAAAUUGCUAUAGGUGGCGCUAUGUUAAUUAUGAUGCGAUACAUCAUAGUGCUUUGGGCAAUCGUCGGGUCAACUCGAGUCUAAACAAAUUUUGGGAGGGGGAGCCCCGCCUUAUAGAUACGCUGUUAUUUUCAUGUGAUCAUUAUCACUGUAUCGUGCUUAUUCGUUAAUUGUUUUGUGCAAUCGUUAGCUUAAGACAUACCACAAAUUUGUAAUCAAGGGAACAUUAUCUAUUUGUGACAUACUAUUUGUCGUGACGUUUUAAUACUGUCAUUAUUUCAUAUUUCAGUACUCUUAUAUGCAUGAUAUGACUGUGUGCGACAAUGAUACCUGUGUUAUAUAAUCUAUGGUAUUUAUGAAUAGGAAACUAACAAAAACUUGUGCUGUCCUUUUUUCUUUUCGCUGUAAUAUUUGUAUAAACAGUUGCAAUUGUUAAUAUUCGCUUUGAGUGGAUUAAAAAGCCGACUUCGUCGAUGUGUUUAUAGAAA
Messenger RNA from Strongylocentrotus purpuratus (purple sea urchin), 4041 nucleotides. RefSeq names its product probable G-protein coupled receptor No18. Gene Ontology annotation, cellular component: membrane. The coding region runs from base 520 to 1971 and encodes 483 amino acids. NCBI's taxonomy places the organism in Eukaryota, Metazoa, Echinodermata, Echinoidea, Camarodonta, Strongylocentrotidae. Gene Ontology annotation, biological process: adenylate cyclase-activating adrenergic receptor signaling pathway. Gene Ontology annotation, molecular function: G protein-coupled receptor activity. The transcript has 2 exons. The record is from RefSeq and is a predicted model, not a curated record.